AUGGAAGCUGACCCAGCAAUAGUUCUGGAAUGGUUGGACUCCGUAAACGACGAACUUAGGGAGUUACAACUUACUGCAUUGGAACAACUGUGCAAUGAAGUUCUUUUCUCGGACAAUGUUGAUGUUUUCUUUGAGCGCUAUCCACCUCGCCUCUUCAUACCCGCCUUAUGCAAAAUAUUUUUGGAUGAAUUAGCUCCAGACUCUGUUUUGGAGGCAAAUGCUCGGGCCCUCACUUACUAUUUGGAUGUUAGUUUGGACUGUGCCCCACGGAUUGCACGGUCGCCAAAUGUGUUGACAGCCAUGACUUCUAGAUUAGAUGCAGUUGAUAUGACAUCUGCGAAGAGUAAUGAGCUUGGGCAGCAGAUUAUUAAAAUGUUGCAGCUUAUUUGUACACGAGAGCCUGGUGCCGUGUAUAUGGCCGGGGGACUGACUCCCGUUUUACGUUAUAUACGUCUUUAUCCACAUCUGCUUCAUGCUGAUGUUCUGCAGGCUGGGAUGGAUAUUAUAAGACGUUUGUUUAGCAGAGCAGACCCAACAGACAAGAAUGUAACCAGUUGGGUUGAUGCGUUGAGUUCACUCUUAGACCGUCGAGAAACAGGUGUUGCUGAUCAAGCAUUACGUGCAUUUGCUAAUUUGGUGGCUCGAUUUACUCGAACGGGUACUGAUCCAAGUCCACUUGCUGAUCCUCAUAUUAUUGAUUGUCUUCUUCAACGUCUUCGUGUUGCUGGUGGUGUGGAAACUGAUAAUGAAUUGACAGAUUCAUCUGGCCCCAAUUUGUCAACAGACACAUCAGGGAGUGGUCGUGAUGGCUUUUCUUCAGUCACAUCGGAAAGUAAUCCAGUUGCAGUUCAUGCAGUCACUAAUAUCCUAACUUCACUUUGCUGUAAUUCUGUGAGUAUAACACAUAAACUUCUAACUAGUGAUGGACAGUUUGCUAUGACAUUGGCAAUGGUUGUUCAACGUAGCACGGAUGAAUUAGUUGUUCUUAGUGUACUGCGACUAAUUGAAAUUCUCUUGGUACUACUAUAUCAAACUCAAAAUGUUCAAUUGAAAUCACGUGAAUCAUCGCAAAUAAAAGAAGUUCGUAAAGCUACUUUACCAGACGCUGUCAAAGAUGAUACUUCAAAACAAAGUCAAAUGCAAAGCCAGUUGUUUAAAUCAAAUCAAUUUCAAACUUCUAUAUCAAUUAUCGAACAUGCGGAAAAUUCACAGAAUACUUCACAAUCUGAACAUACUAUUGAAGCUCCUCUAGAGUCCCAGCAUUCUUGGGAAGGCGAUGCUAUACACCGUCAUUUUAUUGAGGCUAUAAAACGACAGGAUUUGGAUUUUAUGAAACGCAGUUUAAAGUCGGGCAAAAUUGAUGUCAAUUACAUGGAUCAUUUAGGACAAACUUUGCUAAAUUGGGCUGCAUCAUUCGGUUCUCCGGUUAUGGUUGAACUUUUAUGUACACAUGGUGCGAAUGUGAACUUAGGUGUUCGUACACCUUUAGAUUAUGCAGCUUCAUUUGGGCGUGUUGAAAUAUGCAAAACUUUACUUAAUUGGGGCGCUGAUAUUAACAAACAAGAUGUACAAGGUAGAAAACCCAUAGAUAGGGCUCGAGAACAUCCUGAUUUUCCUGGUUCACAACAAGUAAUCGAUUUAUUGGAAUCCGAGUCAAAAAGAGCUGGUUUCAAGGGUUUAUCAUCCAAGUUAAAUAAAUCUGAUAAACAACUAACACCUGGUUCAUCGUCUACUCAACAUAAGCCUGAUGAGAUUCAAUCUAAUGAUUCUGUCGAAGCUCAACGUUUAUUUAUUGAUCAACUUCUUCCAUUGCUAGUUGGAUUGUUUAAGGAAAGCACAUCUUCUGUAAGGCACCAGUGUACACUUUUAGUUUGGCGUAUGAUUCAGUAUAUGCGACCUGAUCACUUAGAAAAAAUUAGUUUGAUGGAUAAUCAAUCAGUUCCAUUCGCAUUUUCAUUAACACAAAUGAUUUAUACAAUAUUAAUCGAAGAACGAGAAGAAUUAAUUUCACGUGCAUUAGAAUUAAGUCUCCGUUUAUUGAAUAAAACACCACAUAUUUACAUUUUGGUAUUCUAUCGCUUGGGCUUAAUUCCAUUGAUACAAAUUAUCAUUGAUAUAUUACAUCAUUUGUUAAUAACGGAAAAUAAAUCUGGCGUCACCGUGACCACCGUCGCUACGUCCACUACUAAUACUGGACAGCAGUUAUCCGUGCCAUCAUCAUCAGACGAAAAUGAGGGAAAAGAUGUGUGCACAGCUUCUGUGACAAAGAUAACCACUGAUACAACAAGUACUACUACCGUAAUGACUUCCACAAUUCCUACUACUGUCCCAGCAUCAAUAAAACUAACUAUUUCUCCCUCGACUACUACUACUACUACUACAAGUGCAAAAACAAAGGAAGUAAUAGAAGAAUUGUCAUUAAAGAAUACGUUAGUAACUGACAAAGAAAACAAAUCGAAAUCAGUUAAAAAUAUUGAGAAACAAAGAGUUCAUGAUGAGUUGAAUGUCAAUUUGAAUGAAAGCAAAAAUUACAUGCCUGAAAUUUUGUCUACACCAGCAAAUGAAGAUGAAGAACAACAGCACCAACCAGUUUUACCGUCUAAUUCUACAUCUGAACGUGUCCACUUAGAUGCACAACUUUACAAUUGGAAUGGAUGGUAUUUUUUCUGUAUGGGUCAAUUAUUAUCAAUUUUCAAUGGAUUCGCUUUUAUUACAAUACAAUUACAACCAGAAGAUGGUGGUUUACGUGUACUAUGUAUUCAUAAUUCUACACAUAGAAACAGUCCAGUACCAAUUCAGUUACAUCCCGGUGAAAAUCCAUUUUCACGUCCUAGUUUGAAAUCACGAAUGCUUCGCAUGCAUCAACAUUUAAUGGAGCUUAUUGAUAGUAAUAUCACUAUUACACCAUUGUUUAAAGAUGUUGAUACUGAAACUGCACAAACUACAGAGAAUGAUGAAGGUAGAGAUCAAAUAAAUCAACUAGAUUCUGUGAAAAAACAAACGCAAUUAAAUAUGCUAACUCAUUCUAGUUUAUCUAAUUUAGAAGCUUCACAUAAUAAUGCACGACGUUUUCGUAGACGCCUAGGUCUGCGUCAUGAUCCUAUUUCUAUCAAUUUAGCAGCUACAACAAUGGGAGGUCAUACAUCUAAGCUUCAACGCCAAGCUUCAUCACCAGCUCGUGUUUGCAUUACUUCGAGAUUUUCAACAAGAAUUCCAAUUCAGUCUAAUCCCACUGGGAGUAUUGGUCUUUUAACUUCAACUACUUCGGUGUCUUUUGGUUCAAUAAUUUGUAGCUUGUUGAAACGAAAAGAUGGAACAUAUGUUUCUGUAAAACCACGCGCACCUACAGUCUGUAAUUCAAAAUCCUUUUUCAAUGAAGCGUUGUUGUUUUCUGAGAACUCUUGUAGUGGUUUCAAACGUGUACGUAUUGCUUCGAUUAGUCAAGAAAAACCAGUUUCAUCUGUCAAUACAAAUACAGAGUCUAACAAUACAGAAUCAAAAACGCAAACUAAUCCCAAUGUAUUGUAA
This is a messenger RNA of Schistosoma mattheei, 3528 nucleotides long. Lineage: Eukaryota; Metazoa; Platyhelminthes; Trematoda; Strigeidida; Schistosomatidae. The record is from the annotation of a GenBank genome assembly.